Molecule: messenger RNA, 1431 nt
Organism: Dovyalis caffra
Lineage: Eukaryota; Viridiplantae; Streptophyta; Magnoliopsida; Malpighiales; Salicaceae
Source: the annotation of a GenBank genome assembly
AUGACUGCUAACUAUUUCUCAGGUAAUUAUUUGGUAUUGCGACCAGAAGAAGUGAGUUAUCUGAAUAUCUUUCGCAUCUUAUGGAACGACGACAUAGAGAAAAAAGCAUUUGUGGACUUCCCAGAUGGGAAGAAGGAGAAUCUCCAUCGUCGUUGGCUUAUAUUUAUUUCUCUGCUAUCACAAAAAAUCCUGCAAUCUAUGGCCAGGCCAAUUACAUCAUUUGGGUCAAGGUUCGAGAUGUUGCUAAACCUUAUAUCAUGUAACCGCAACAUUUUUAUGCUCUUCAUAAAUUCACUACGAGGUAGGGUGGUAAGACCAGAUAAAGAAUCAGAAACUUUCUUAUCAUUUAUUGGACAUAUGGACAAGCGUGUGGAUUUAGACAAGAAUAUCAAGCAUGAUGACAGCAGAUACUACAGUACACUCUCUGCAAUGGCUGCUAAGAUAGCUUAUGAGAACAAAGCCUUUGUUGAAAACGCAGUCAUAAAUCACUGGAAGAUGGAGCUCCUUGGAUACUACGAUUUUUGGAAUGAUUUUCAACAAAAACUUUCAACGCAAGGCUUCAUGCUUCAUAAUAAAAAUGCAGACCCUGACGUAAUUGUCGUGGCCUUUAGAGGUACAGAAGUCUUUGAUGCGGAUGCAUGGUGUACUGAUUUCGAUAUCUCCUGGUAUGAGUUUCCUGGCAUGGGAAAAAUCCAUGGUGGCUUUAUUAAAGCAUUAGGCUUAAUAAUGCGACAGGGUUGGCCUCGAGAAUUUACACAAGCCGAUGACCGGCCGAUAGCUUACUACACCAUAAGAGAGAAAUUGAAAGAACUUCUGAGACAAAACGAAAAAACAAAAUUUAUAUUGACUGGUCACAGCAUGGGUGGGGCAAUUGCAACUCUGUUCCCAGCUGUCCUAGCAAUGCAUGAAGAGACAUGGUUAUUGAAAAGAUUGGAAGGUGUGUAUACGUUUGGUCAGCCUAGGGUUGGAGAUGAGGAAUUCAAGAGGUUUAUGGAUAGUCAGAUGCAAAAGUACGGGUUUAAGUACUUGAGGUUCGUCUAUUGUAAUGAUGUGGUUCCCAGGUUGCCCACAGAUGAUUCAACAUUUCUGUUCAAGCAUUUUGGUACAUGCGUCUACUUCAAUAGCUGCUAUAAUGGGAAGAUAGUUUCAGAAGAACCAAACAAGAAUUACAUAUCUGCAUUUGCAGCUAUACCAAGGUCUCUAAAUGCAGUAUGGGAACUGGUAAGAAGCUUCAUUUUGCCUUACACACAGGGGCCAGAAUAUAAAGAAUCUUGGUUGCUGAUACUGGUUAGGUGGUAUGGACUCCUACUUCCAGGUUGGGCAGCUCACACUCCACAAGAUUACGUUAAUAUAACCCGACUGGGAACUGACACUCUAUAUUAUCGUCUUCAAGACCCAAAGCUUAUGCAACACAAGAUUGAUUAUGUUUGA